Messenger RNA from Plasmodium gallinaceum, 948 nucleotides. RefSeq names its product formate-nitrite transporter, putative (gene FNT). The transcript is spliced from 4 exons. Bases 1 to 948 code for a protein of 315 amino acids. Gene Ontology annotation, biological process: nitrite transport; transmembrane transport. NCBI's taxonomy places the organism in Eukaryota, Apicomplexa, Aconoidasida, Haemosporida, Plasmodiidae. Gene Ontology annotation, cellular component: membrane. The record is from RefSeq and is a predicted model, not a curated record. Gene Ontology annotation, molecular function: high-affinity secondary active nitrite transmembrane transporter activity.
AUGCCUACAAAUACUAUUAAAUAUGUUGUAGACCCUAUAAAUGUAAAAACAGCAUGUUCAAGUGAAGAAUCUUAUAUCAGGUGUGUUGAAUAUGGUAAAGCAAAAGCUCACUAUAGUAAUUUAAUAUUAUUAGGGAAAGCAAUUUUGGCUGGUGCGUUUGUAGGAGUUUGUGCACAUGCUUCAGGAAUAGCAGGUGGAUUGUUUUAUUUUCACAAAUUAAGAGAAUAUGUAGGAGCCUCUGUGAGUUCAUUUGUAUAUGGUUUUACGUUUCCUAUUGCUUUUUUAUGUAUUAUCUGUACAGGCUCAGAUUUGUUUACAGGAAAUACUUUAGCUGUUACAACAGCACUAUUACAAAAAAAAGUUAAGAUAUUGGAAUAUUUACGAGUUAUGACUAUAUCAUUUGUUGGUAAUUACAUAGGUGCAGUAUCCUUUGCUUUUUUUGUGUCUUAUGGGUCAGGAGCAUUUCAUAAAAACACAGAUAUUAGUAAAAAUCAUAUUUUUCAAUUUUUAAAUGACAUUGCCGCAAAAAAAGUGAGUCAUUCGUUUGUUGAAUGUAUAUGUUUAGCAAUUGGGUGCAAUAUAUUUGUUUGUUUAGCUGUUUAUUUCGUUUUAUCUAUAAAGGAUGGCUCUGGUUUAGUAUUUAGUGUAUUUUUUGCAGUUUAUUCUUUUGCCAUUGCUGGAUAUGAACACAUUAUAGCAAAUAUAUAUACUUUAAAUCUUUCACUAAUGGUUAACACCAGUGUUUCCUUUUCUGACGUAUAUUUUAAAAAUUUAUUGCCUACAUUAAUUGGAAAUUAUAUUGCAGGAGCUUGUGUUUUAGCUAUUCCAUUGUAUUUUAUUUAUAGAAAUCAUUAUAUAAAUUAUGAAAAAAUAAAUGAUGAACUAAAUAAUGCUGCAUUAAAAACCCUAUCCAUAGAACUACACAAUGGCAGCAAUGAUUUGAAAUAG